GCCCGCGACAUCCCCCAGACACUGUGGAACCUACAAAUUCCCCUCUUCAUCACGCACGUCUCGCAGCAACCCGGCGCCGGGGCGGCGCCCUUCAUCACCACGGUGCCGCGCUUCGGCUACCUGGCGCUGCUCCUCCCGCGCUUGAGCGCCUACUACGGCACGCCCUGCUCGAGCUUCCACCACGAGGAGGUCCAGCUCCGCAACCUGGCCGCCGGGCUGCUAGUCGACCUGUACCAGCCCGCCCUGCCCUGGCGCCUGGUUGUCGGAGACGGGCCCGAGUGGGACAUUGCCGACACCUUCAUGAACUCGGCCAAAGAGGCCGACUUUGUCCGCAAUGGCAACGCCAAGCAGAUCAUGAGCCUGUCCAAGGAGCACACCACUUCGCUGUGGAAUGCCGUUCAGGACAAUGACUACGCCUCCUUUGUCAGGGUCCACAGCCGCCUCCUCAACGCCCCGACAGCGCUCAAAAACGUGCCGAUACGGAUCUACAUACCCUCGUCGCCGCUGAACCCAGACGAGAUCUCGCAGGGUUCCUUCAAGGUGAUGCAGACGCUGGUGCCGCCACGGAUGCCCAACCGAACUCCCCAGACGCUUGGCGCCGCCCUGAGGACUAUCCUCCCUCCCCUUUUCCCCAGCAGCCGAGAUCCCGUUCUCGCAAAUGUCAUUCUCCACGGUGCAUCGGUGCCGUUCCAGGCGCCCCUCGAGGAUCUGAUGCGCGAAGCCGCGUACCCGGAUGGCUGGCUCUGCCUGAUUGUGGUCUUGUUAUGA
Molecule: messenger RNA, 768 nt
Organism: Lasiosphaeria miniovina
Lineage: Eukaryota; Fungi; Ascomycota; Sordariomycetes; Sordariales; Lasiosphaeriaceae
Product: autophagy protein Apg5-domain-containing protein
Exons: 3
Biological process (GO): C-terminal protein lipidation; autophagosome assembly; cellular response to nitrogen starvation
Cellular component (GO): Atg12-Atg5-Atg16 complex; cytoplasm; phagophore assembly site membrane
Molecular function (GO): Atg8-family ligase activity
Source: RefSeq, a predicted model, not a curated record